GACCAAAGAAAGCCACACAUUGGUGAGCAUCCAUCAGAGAAACACCAUGAGAACGCAACUGAUUUUUGUAACGAUCUGCAUUUACCUUUGUGGUGCUUCUGCUCAGGAUCUGGAUUCAUCUCCCGAGAUCCGUAGGGAAUUGAAGGAGCUAAUAAAGGGUACUGAAGAGUUGAACAUCGGAGUGGAAAAUGUGAAGAACGUGCAAAAGGGCAUCGAGGAGAAGUUUAAGCAUCAGCGUGAUGAGAUCGAGCUUAUUGGCCAACUAGAAGUUGCGCUAGCUGUACUGGAUACAAAGGUUCAAAGCAGCUUCGAGGCUACAGGUUCCGGAGUGGGAAACUUAACAGCCAUUAUCAAAGCAGUCCAGAGCCAAAAUGAACAGUCCAUUCAGAACCUCACCAAAGUGGAUCUGGCCAUCAGGAGUGCCCUGGAACAAGUGGCUGUCAAUCAGAACAAAUACGAGCAGGAUCUGGAUGCGGUGACCUUAUCCGUCAACUCAAAUCUUGCAGAGAUUCAACAGUUAAUAUCGCAGCGCAUUAUUGGUGACCUCAUCGGCUUGAAUAACAAGGCUAAGGUUCUUGAGGGACAGCAGCGCAAUAUCAUUAGUCAAGUCGGACAUCUGGGAGAGCUGAAUUCCCUGGCUGAUCGUGCCAAUCGCAAGAUCAAUCAACUGGAGUGGGGUCUAGUCCUACUCAAUCGCACUCAGUCCGAAAGCCUUAAUGGCAUCGAAAACACUGUCCAUGCAGUGCAGGUGGCCACCUCCCAAAUUGAUCACAAGCUCGGUAGCCUGCUGGAGAACCAGAAGAGCAUUGCAGAGACAUUGGAGGGCUGCAAGCGUAAAAGUCCCCCAAAUCAAAAGCCCUACGAGGUCUGGACCCAUCCGGAACAUGCCCCCAUCUCCCAAUCAAAGUCAGAGAGCAGCUACGCCUCCGAAGAAGAGGCUGAACUCCUUUACAAACUCUGGUAUGGCAAGGGCCAGCAGGAGUAAAGGACAUAAACUCACAAAACAAUCCUAGUAAAUUUUUUGUAAACCCCUCCUGUAGUUUCUUUUUUAACUUCCUAAUUCAAUUUUAUCUAUAUAAAGCUAAUCCAUCUUUUUCUAAAUGUAUAAUAAAUUCUUCUUAAUGCUUAUAUUUGUAA
Messenger RNA from Drosophila suzukii, 1137 nucleotides. RefSeq lists its product as uncharacterized. NCBI's taxonomy places the organism in Eukaryota, Metazoa, Arthropoda, Insecta, Diptera, Drosophilidae. The record is from RefSeq and is a predicted model, not a curated record.